Messenger RNA from Trifolium pratense (red clover), 1657 nucleotides. Its product is annotated as WAT1-related protein At3g18200. Gene Ontology annotation, cellular component: plasma membrane. The transcript is spliced from 7 exons. The record is from RefSeq and is a predicted model, not a curated record. The coding region runs from base 25 to 1110 and encodes 361 amino acids. Gene Ontology annotation, molecular function: transmembrane transporter activity. Lineage: Eukaryota; Viridiplantae; Streptophyta; Magnoliopsida; Fabales; Fabaceae.
AAUUCAAUCGAAGUAAUACAAAAAAUGGGAACUAUUAUGACUGAAAAAGUGAAGCUUCUUGUGGCAUUACUUGCUCUACAAUUCUGUUUUGCAGGAUUUCACAUUGUCUCUAGACUUGCACUAAACAUUGGUGUUAGCAAAGUUGUUUAUCCUAUUUAUAGAAAUUUAAUUGCAUUGCUUUUGUUGAGUCCACUUGCUUACUUUUUAGAAAAGGAUCAAAGACCACCCCUUACUCUAUCUUUGUUGGUUCAAUUCUUUCUAUUGGCAUUGUUGGGGAUCACUGCAAACCAAGGAUUUUACUUGUUAGGUUUAUAUUAUGCUUCUCCUACUUUUGCUUCUGCAAUGCAAAACUCAGUUCCUGCCAUCACUUUCAUCUUGGCCUCAGCUUUAAGACUUGAGGAAACCAACAUUGCAAGAAGAGAUGGAUUAGCAAAAGUUGUAGGAACCAUUGCAAGUGUAGGAGGUGCCACUAUAAUUACCCUUUACAAAGGUCCUCCUCUUCUUCAUCUUCAAAUGGAUCAAAUACAAGGACACAAUACCUUACAAGUAGAUGAAUCUUCAACAAACAUGCAAAAUUGGACUUGGGGUUGCAUAUACUUACUUGGACAUUGUUUAUCUUGGGCUGGCUGGAUAGUUUUUCAGGCUCCUGUGGUGAAGAAGUAUCCAGCUAAACUCACACUGACUUCAUUUACAUGUUUCUUUGGAUUGAUCCAAUUCUUGAUCAUAGCAGCCUUCACAGAAAAUGAUUUUGAAAAGUGGAAAAUACAAUCAUCAGAGGAGCUUUUUACCAUCCUAUAUGCUGGAAUUGUAGCAUCAGGCAUUGUCAUAUCUCUCCAAACAUGGUGUAUUCAAAAGGGUGGUCCUGUCUUUGUUGCUGUCUUCCAACCAAUACAAACUUUUCUAGUUGCUCUCAUGGCUGCACUUAUUCUUGGAGAUCAAUUAUACUUAGGAGGGAUUAUUGGUGCAAUUCUCAUUGUGCUUGGUCUAUACUUGGUUCUAUGGGGUAAGACCAACGAAAAAAAGGCGAAUGAGACAUCGUUAACAAAGCCGUUGCUUGAUUCAAACGAAGAGAAAAAAAUUACUGAUGCAGCUUCAAAAGACAUACCUUAACAUGUCUACUUGUUGUAAGAGACGGUGUAAGAGACAAAAUAUCGGAUUUGGAUUGAAUUCAGUCAACAGUUCUACGCAUUCACACAACCAGUACAUCGAUGUGUCGAGGUCAGAUGGUCCAAAUUUCAAGCUCGUUAUUUUAGAUUAAAAUGAAAAUUUAAAUUGAAAUCUAAACCGUCUGAUCUAGAUCAAACAACUAUGUUCUGACUGCGUUAAUGUGUGAGAUUGCUACUGCAAACAAUUCAAAUACCAGAAUAUCUACUUAGCAACAUCUCAUGUGUAAGAUAACCAAUUUCUUGUAUUGUAUUAAGAUAUAGUAUUAGAGUCCAAGGAACAAGGCUAAGUUGGAUUAAAGAAUAAGGUUUAAUUGCUAAUGCAUUUUCAAUUGGAAUGGAAAAAUUUGUUGGGUUGGCUAAGCAUGUGUUAUGUCAAACAAUGGAUGCAGUACUCCAUGUGAUACACCUUAAAAAUAUGUAUAAUGUUUGAGGCAUGAAUAUUGAAUACUAUGUAUAUUGAUAUUGACAAGUAAUCACUUUUCUUGGUUAGU